AUGGCUCCGGACCCUGAUGUCAUUUUCAAGCAAACUGAGAAUUCGAACCCUGGAAUACCUGAAAGUCACAUCGCGCCUUCAUUCCAGGAGAGACUCAUCCGGAGCAGCGAGGAAGCCAGACAGAAACGAACAACCUCAGUCACGAUGUGCUACACAACCGUCACUCACUUCAACCGCUGCUCCCACCGCGCCUCGAUCACCACCUUCUGUCCUCGCAGCACCCACCUUAGGCCGACCAUCUACCAUCCCCCAACGCGCCACGCACGGCCCUGCGCGACCAACGAUCGCAAGGGCAACAUCUUCGUCCAGCGCGACGAGCUAUGCGGGGCGUGCAGAAGAGUCGGCUCCCGGUGUUCGGGCGGCGGCGGCGGCGGGCCCAACGGCACGAGGAGGAAUGGAGCAGCCGCGAAGGGGGGCAGGGACCCAGCAGCGCAGACGGCAGGAGUUCCUCCGUCGUACUACCCUUGUCCCGGGCAGGGUAGGGCCCAGCCGGCGUACCCUAUACCCACCGGGGCGGGGGGCGACGGGCGCUGUCCGCUGUCCGCGGCGUUUGAGCGCGUGAUGUCGAUCGGGGGCGACGAAGAUGGCCGGGUCGAGGGGUCUCGGUGGGUUCACGGCGGGGUGGGCGAGGGUGUCGGCGUGGACGGUAGUAGGACCCGGGAACACAAGGGGGAAUACGGCCCGUCCAGGCCUCCUCACUUCUCCUCCGAUGCUGACAACGGGCGCCGUGGUUUGCCCGGGGGCGACAUGCCUUCUUGGUCGGGUGGUUAUGGCGGACAUGCGGGAAGAAAGGCGCGCCGCACGGCAGGGAAGAAACGAGUUCGGUUCGCUCCAAAGGUUGAGGUGCUGUAUUUCAGGAGAGACUGGGCCACGAGGACUCUGAGGAGUUUGCGCAGGGAGUACAAGGGACGCCGCUAG
Messenger RNA from Diaporthe citri, 918 nucleotides. RefSeq lists its product as uncharacterized. The transcript has 2 exons. The coding region runs from base 1 to 918 and encodes 305 amino acids. NCBI's taxonomy places the organism in Eukaryota, Fungi, Ascomycota, Sordariomycetes, Diaporthales, Diaporthaceae. The record is from RefSeq and is a predicted model, not a curated record.